UCACUUGUGUUAGGCCGCAGCUUACGACUCAUCUCUGCACUUUUCUCGACUUUGUCGGCAGCGGGCUGACCAUCGACAUUUUCCUUUCCACCUCUACACUCCUCCCCGUAAAACCCGUAACGUCGGCUUCAGAUAGUACCAGGUCUCACAUCGCCGGGUGCAUCUACUCCGCACCGAUCCCCCAGCUCCCCCACGCUUGUGUUCUCGACUGUGACGACCGUACGACUCGCAAAGUACACGUACAAGAUCCACAACCUCUAGCAAAGAGACGUUGUAAUGGCGGAUACCGCUACGGAGAUCGAUCUCGACUCGGUUAUUGACCGUCUCUUAGAAGUCCGCGGCAACCGUCCAGGCAAGCCUGUGCAGCUGCAGGAGUACGAGAUUAAGUAUCUGUGCACGAAAGCGAGGGAAAUUUUUAUCAACCAGCCUAUUUUGCUCGAGCUGGAAGCACCGAUCAAGAUAUGUGGUGACAUUCACGGGCAGUACUACGACCUCCUCCGGCUAUUCGAGUACGGCGGAUUCCCGCCAGAAGCUAACUACUUGUUCCUGGGUGAUUACGUCGAUCGUGGCAAGCAGUCGCUCGAAACCAUCUGUCUCCUCCUCGCAUACAAAAUCAAGUACCCGGAAAACUUCUUUGUGUUGAGGGGCAACCAUGAGUGUGCGAGUAUCAACCGUAUCUAUGGUUUCUACGACGAAUGCAAACGGCGAUACAACAUCAAGCUCUGGAAAACGUUCACCGACUGUUUCAACUGCCUGCCAAUCGCAGCCAUCAUCGACGAGAAAAUCUUUACCAUGCACGGUGGUCUCUCCCCUGACCUGCAGUCAAUGGAGCAGAUUCGUAGAGUCAUGCGACCCACGGAUGUCCCGGAUACCGGACUUCUGUGCGACCUUCUAUGGUCCGACCCAGACAAAGACAUUACAGGAUGGUCAGAGAACGACCGAGGCGUAUCCUUCACGUUUGGGCCGGAUGUAGUGUCACGUUUUCUGCAGAAGCAUGACAUGGAUCUGAUAUGUCGAGCUCACCAAGUCGUCGAGGAUGGCUACGAAUUCUUUGCGAAACGACACCUUGUCACACUAUUCUCAGCGCCGAAUUACUGUGGUGAAUUCGAUAACGCGGGUGCGAUGAUGAGCGUGGACGAGACGCUACUCUGUUCGUUCCAGAUAUUGAAACCUGCGGAGAAGAAGGCGAAGUAUCCAUACGGCGGCGUGAACAUGGGACGGCCUAACACCCCACCACGCAAGCAGAAGAAGAAGGAUGCCAGCAAGAUGGGCUGAGAUCACUCGCCGAAAUCCAUACAAGAUGCUCGGGCUGGGUGGGUGGACGUUAUAGCCCUGACAGGUGAAGAAUCGGUGGUGGCUAGUAAUGGACUCGCGGACUAGACGGAGCGGAAAAAGCGAGCAGAAACGUCACCUCCCCAUCUUCUGUAGUGGGGUGGGUGCCAUCUCGCCCGUGUUCAUCUCUUCUCUCGCAAAAGUUAUCCGACUCAAAUACAUUCAUUCACAUAUCCAUAUUCUUCCUCUACCACCCCGUUAUCCGUGUUUAUAGCCGCUCUAUCCUAUCUAUUAUAUCCAAGCCUCUCCAACCUUCCCGCAUCCUGCAUCUCGGCGUCGCUGCCACACGUCUGCACAAGAGUUAUGGGACCCGCAUCGCGAUAGUGUAGUCCUUUCUCUUACCUCUUUCUCAAUCCUAUAUACUUCUCCGCCACUGAUUUCACGAUCUCCUCAUCGCUGUACCAGACUUGUUGGUCACGGCUCUGCACUGCUUCUGACGAUAUUGUGAUCAAAUUACUAGUAUCGUACAAUCGAAUCGC
Messenger RNA from Phanerochaete carnosa HHB-10118-sp, 1811 nucleotides. RefSeq lists its product as uncharacterized. Lineage: Eukaryota; Fungi; Basidiomycota; Agaricomycetes; Polyporales; Phanerochaetaceae. Gene Ontology annotation, molecular function: protein serine/threonine phosphatase activity. Gene Ontology annotation, cellular component: nucleus; cytoplasm. The record is from RefSeq and is a predicted model, not a curated record. Bases 277 to 1275 code for a protein of 332 amino acids. The transcript has 8 exons.